Molecule: messenger RNA, 688 nt
Organism: Entrophospora candida
Lineage: Eukaryota; Fungi; Glomeromycota; Glomeromycetes; Entrophosporales; Entrophosporaceae
Source: the annotation of a GenBank genome assembly
AAAGUUCGGGUUCUACCAGUGAAACUAGAGAUGCCAAUGUUCGAGAUUUUUUAAUUGAUGGGAUGUCGUUUAAACUCAUUGAUACAGUUGGUCUUGGUGAUACAAGAUUAACUCAACAAGAAGUUCUUUACAAACUGGCAGAAGCUUUUCAUUCUAUCAAAAACGGGUUAAGUCAAAUACUAUUUGUCACAAGUGGAAGAUUUACCAAAGAAGAAAUGGAUGUUUAUGGUUUAUUAAGAACCGUUAUUUUUGACAAUAACGUUGUCAAUUAUACUACCAUUGUACGAACUAAUUUUCCUGAAUUUGAAGAUGUUGACAAGUGUGAAAAUGAUAAACGACAAAUGAUUAAUGAAAACCAAGAUCUUGCAACAGUAAUUAGAGCAUGUAGAAAGGUUAUACAUAUAGAUAAUCCACCAUUAGUUGGUCGUGCUAAAGAAACCAACAAAAUAAUCAGGGAUGAAUCUAGAAAAAGGAUUCUAUUGCAUUUAAGUGCUUGUAGAGAAGUUUACAAACCAGAAAAUUUAGGCCAAUUAAAUGAAAGAGUUAGAAAUUAUAUGACUGACAAAGAAAAAUUAGAAAAACUUGUAGUUAGCAUUGAAGAAGAUUUGAAGAUACAACAAGAGAGAGUGGCAAGGCAAAAAGAAGAAAUGGCAAAACAAAGAGAAGAAGCGGAAAUUAAAAUGAGAAA